GAGCUCCCUCGUCUCUCGGCUGCGGUCUGGGCGGCCUGCAGCCACACGUCAACCCCGGCGGAGGUCCGAUGUACCAGCAGCAGGUCCACCAGGGCAUGCAGCCGGGCGUGUCCCACCCAGCCUACCAGGGGCCGCAGCACUUCUCUGACAACCCACCGUACGCCGACGGCAGCAACGCCAACGCCGGCUCCAUGGCCUGCCUCUACCAGAACUACCAGCAGGGGAUGUUGUCGCACCCACAGCCCCAGAGCGAGGGGCCUCCAGCGGGCCCCGACAGAGGCCCAGAGUCGGUGGACGCCAUCUACAGAGCCGUGGUGGACGCCGCCAGUAAGGGCAUGCAUGUUACCAUAACCACCACGGUGAGCGGGACCACGCAGGCGAGUCCGGUGCCCGCCCUCAGCGCCAUGAGUGCCUUCACUGCCUCUAUAGGGGAGCCGGUCAGCCUCCCGAAAGCAGUUAGCACAGUCCUGCACGGGCACCCGGAGGGGGAGGCGUUACCGCCGCAGUCCAGAGCGCGGCAGGUGAGGCCGGGACGGGCUCAGAAGAACAUGGAUCCGGGGAAGAGAACUCCAGACGGCCACGAGGCCAACGACUACUUCCGUUCUCCGGGCUGCGGGACUCCCAGAGGGCAGUGGGACGGGGAGCACGGAGGCGGCUUCGACACUCACAGCAACAACAGCAGCGCCUGGGGAGGCGAGGAGUUCCUGGAGUGCUCCACCCACGUGAGGAGUAGCCCCUGCAUGGAGCGGCCCGUCGGCCUGGCGCCCGGCGACGGCCCCGUCGACCACGCUCUGGCCAUGGCUCACGACAAGGCGUUUCUGGACGACGGCUACCGCUUCAACAACUGCAGCCGGACGCCAGCGAACUACAAGGAGCGUCUGGAGCAAACGGUGGAGCGCUGCGCCCACAUCAACGGCGCCACGCCUCACUUUAACACCCGGGGUUACGGAGAAGUCCUGGGGCCCCCGCGGCAGGAGCUGACGGGGGACGACCAGUCUCCGAGCUCCUCCACCAGCCUGGAGGGCCCGCUGGCCACCGCCAAAGACUACAGCCACUACAACGGACACUUCAACGGUAUGGCGCCCAGCCCCUCGGACACAAAGAGCCUGAGCAGCGAGGAGGACCUGCGGCAGCCGGACUCGCCCUCCUCAGAGCUGCUUCACUACCGGUCCAGGACUUUCAACGUGGGGGAGCUGGUCUGGAGCCAGCUGAAGGGCUUCCCGCCUUGGCCUGCCAAGCUGGCCGGGGACGAACAAGUGCACAGCGCCGCUAUGCAGCUGCGGGAGCAGGCCAAGGUAGAACCAGAGAAGCUAAAAACACUAACGCACGACUUAGAGGCACUUGACCGAGCCGCCAAAAGAGGCCUGAAACCGGGGAAACUGAAUAAUCACCUGGAAGCUGCUAUCCACGAGGCCAUGAGCGAGCUGGAUAAGAUGUCGGGCACAAUCCCGUCGAGGGAUCGUCAGGUGAAGCUCCCCAAGCCCAAGAGGAGGAAGAUAUCCAGAUAACAUUGAAUGUGUCGGCCGCAGAACGUCCUCAAAGCCUUCGGAGACUUCGUCCGUUCCGCCUUGAUGCGAUCUGAGCUCUCUAACAGGUGCUACACGUGGACUUUCAGUGGUACAUCAACUUGACUUAACGACUGACCACAGAAGGUGCUGGAGAUUCACCAACACAGUUUUAACUGUAGGAAAAAAAUAACGAAAAGGAAAAAAAAUGGAGAAAAACGUCAAAAACAGUUGCAAUUUGUCUACAGCUCACUGAAUUAACUAUUUUUUUCUAGUAUAAGAUAGUAAAACAAACAAAAAAAAAAAAAGCUACAAGCAUUACCUUACAUAUUUAAGAAAAAUAGACAGUCCAAAUAUUUCUGAUACAUUUUCAAUAUGUAUAUAGAUAAUCCUGAAAUUUCAUGCUAUUAAGAAUUGUAUGUAAAUAUUGUACAAUGUCAUGUACAAGCAUACCUAAUGCACAUUUUAUCUUUUAUUGUACAAAAACAAAGCAGAAGUGUACCAAUGUCUUGGUUUCUAUUCAGAAAUGCGGUUGCAUACGGCCGCAUGCAUAGAUUAAAUAAGAAUACAGCCUAAAGCUUUUAUAUGAGGAACUGUAAGACGUGCUGUUUUUCUGUUUGUUUUGUUUCUGUUUUUGUUUGUAAGGGAACAGCAGUGGAAUAUGCAUGAGUAUAUGAGUUCUCCAUUAUGAAAGUCAACUUCAAACCAGUGUUCAUUUGUAUUGGGGAGGGGGCGGGGGGACCAGAAUGAACUUUACCAGCAGAAAGUAACGAGUAAUCUUCAUCAAAACCACCACAUUUUGGAGAAUCAGUGUCCGUCGUUGCUUUCCUGCCGUGUUUUUGAAAGAAAAAUCCACCUUCAGGCACUUUUGUGUCGUAAUAAUUUGCAGUUUUGGGUGAAUAUUUCCCAGAAAGACUUCGACCGUCAGUCAAACGACAGCAGAAGAACUCUUUUAACCUUCAGAUCCCUUUGAAGUUUGCGUAAUAUGAUCAAAAAUAAGCUCACGGCUUCCCGCUGCGUUAAGGAUUCCUCCUCUUUGUUACUGUUCAACGUCAGUAUUAAAUGUUUUUAAAACACGGCCCCCUCUCUCACAAACACUAAACGCCACGCCGGGCUCCCACAAUGCAACAGAAACCAGUACAAAGAGUGUUUGGGUGGAUUUCUCCUUCAACUACAACCAGAAUAGGCUGCACUGACGAGUUCUGUCCUCUGCCUGUUGUGAUCAUGUUCUCGUGCUCGUUUUGUACAGUGAUGUUAGACGUUUUGGACUAUAGCUUUAGGUAGAGUAACCGACCUCAGAGGCGCAGUCUAGAUUAUCAAGAGGAACACUAACUCGGUUUUAAAGAGCGGUGGAAGCAUUUCUCAUUUAGGGGCCUUGUUUGUUUUUUGUUUGUUUGUUUGUUUUUGCCUUUUUUUGAUGUAAAUUAUUUAUGUACAGUACUCCAUAUUUAUUUUAAGCUUUACAAAUAUGCUAGAUGGCAAUAAUACUACCAAGAGUUGAGAACUCAAGCCUUAUAUGUGUAUAUGUAUGUUUUUUUUAACCGUGAAUAGAUCAUGUAUUCAUUAAGGUCGUGUUCCCUUUUAUUUAAAAAGUGAGCAUUGCAGAUAACACUUCUCUUUUUUACAGCGAGGCUUUCUGAUCGACUUAUUUUUGUUACACGUUGUGUCGUGGAUUUCUUGGUUAAAGGAAACCUACAGGACCACACUAUUUAUGAAUAUGCACAUCUUCAGAAAGCGUUUGUGUCGGGAAUAAAUGCAGUUUUAACGCCACGAGCUGUGGAAGUUUCAAACACUUGAUCAGUCUUAGCUUCACCUCCGAAUCAAAACCAACAACAAGCUGAAUUAACUCCACAUUUAUCAAGUGCAAUAUACCAAUUGAUGGCAAGGAUCAACAGCUCAGCAGCGCUGCAUCUCUCGAUUGUUUGAGACCUUUUUCUUCGCGUUCACACCUUCGACAGCUCGGGCUGUUCUCAAAAAAAAAAAACCACAAAAAGAAGUUCUUUGGGAACAAUAUUCAUCUUUUUUUCAGAUGUCCGAACCUAAGAGCCAUGAAGUAGUAAUUUAUUUGUAGCUUUACCUCUUUUUUUUUCUUCUUUACAAAUUUAAUUUUAAUUUGUAAUUCACCCUCAACGAAUAAAGUUUUACUAAAAACGCCGCAAAUGACUUGAACUUUUCUGCUUUUAUAGCAAGAAAGACCCGACAAUACACUACUUUAUAAAGAGAUUAUCUUCUUUGUCACUCAGUAAAACGUGGAAACACUACCGUAGAUACGUACCUGAUGCAUAAAGGAGGGGCCUCAAACUACCAACUACAGCCACGUAAACAAUUAAAUCUUAUUUUGUUGAUGUGUGCACACUUUGAAGAAGUUGUACUGUAUUUUCUGAAGAUCUCUCACUAAUUUCAAACCUUUUUCUGUUUUCUUUUGCUGUGUGCUCACUGAAAAAACUCAAGGACAUUUUGAAAAUAAAAAAAGUCCCUAAACUUGUAGCAACGUCAAACAAUAUCAGUAUUUAAAGGUGAAUAUGAGACUUUAUAGGAGCGUCCUUCCACAUCCAACCACAUUUCCAAAAGAUUUCGAGUUCGGGCAAAUGUUGAAGAAAAUGUUGAAGAAAAUGUUCCCGCCUUUUUUCAGCGCACACUUUUUUAAAAACCUCCGAAACGUUCGGCGUCGAGAAAACACGAGCUCUUUUUUUAUUUUAAUUAUUUUUUGGUAAAGUUCAUUCUGCCUCUUCCUCCCAAAACGCCCCCUCGUUUUUUUUGUGCAAUGACAUGCAGGAACCCGGUCUCAGGUUGGGAACCCAUGUGUUAUGAAUCUGUUCUAUCAGUUUCAUGUUAUUUGUGGUCAAGAGUUCAAAGCAUUUUUGUGUUUGAGGUGAUCUGUGCAGUCUAUUUUCUCCUCCUCCCGCCUGUGAUUGUGUGCCUGUGUGUGUGUGAGUUUUUGAGGUGAGUGUGAUUGUUUCUGCUUUCUGAAUCUAAUUUCCCUCUUUUCCUCUUCCACCCUUUUUAGUUGUCAGUAUUUUAUUUUUUCAACUUGUAAUUAAGUAUAUAUUU
Messenger RNA from Morone saxatilis (striped sea-bass), 4556 nucleotides. Its product is annotated as methyl-CpG-binding domain protein 5-like. The record is from RefSeq and is a predicted model, not a curated record. Gene Ontology annotation, cellular component: chromocenter; nucleus. Gene Ontology annotation, molecular function: chromatin binding. Lineage: Eukaryota; Metazoa; Chordata; Actinopteri; Moronidae.